Molecule: messenger RNA, 1128 nt
Organism: Rasamsonia emersonii CBS 393.64
Lineage: Eukaryota; Fungi; Ascomycota; Eurotiomycetes; Eurotiales; Trichocomaceae
Exons: 5
Coding region: 1-1128 (375 amino acids)
Source: RefSeq, a predicted model, not a curated record
AUGGGCCGGGUAGAUUCUCCCAGGGAUCUUGAGUCGCUUGACCAAGAGGCCCGAGAAGCAUCUCGCGACUGGUGUGCAAUCUUGGUGUGCAGUGCUGUCGGAUACCUUCUCAUAGUUGCGCUCCUGAUCAACUAUACGGAGAUUCCUUUCCCGGCGCUCACAUUUGGCCCCUUUGUUUGGGGAAGCAAGCCUGAGCCAUUCUAUGCAUUCUCGACUGGCGAUGGCGAGUUUCAGAAACCCCAGGGCAUCAAGAUCAUAGCCUUGGUGAAUUAUAGGCAACCGGAGCGGACAUCCAUUCUAAACUGCUACCUGCAGAAAAAGCUCGUCCGAAAUGGCGGUCUUCUCGACGAAGUGGUUUUCAUACCAGAGACCCAUGACGAAGAGCAUCUCGAGUGGUUCGACUCUAUUGUCAACCAGACCACAGAAUAUUCCCAGGUUGUCUCUGGGAACAUGCCGAUCUUUGGGAUACCCUAUCCAAAGACACCCUACAGCGUGAUCCCCACGGUUGUCAAAACGAAACUCGACCACCCAGAUUCGCUCAUGGUCUCGGCCAACGUGAUCCAUCAACCUGUCCUUGCAGAUUUCCACAACCGCCGAGGGAUUGCUCUCCCUUACCUGCCCGAGCUGUAUCCAGUCAAACAGCCCUCGCGAAAUAUCCCCUGGUUGAGUCACGAUUGGCGCGCAUCAGAUCUUCCGCGCUGGGAUGGUCCACCGGAUUUCAGCGUGCAAAAGGGCUUUCGCCCUCCAUUUCAGGGCCACCGGUGGCUACUGGCAAGCGACGAUGAAGGGGCUGACAAUCGAACGCUCGCAGAAGAUGGACAUAAUCAUCGAUGGCAAAAUUGGUCUCGCAUUAUGACGGUAAGGCCGGUUCGGAGGGGCUCGACGCAACGGACGUCCUCCAGAGGUAUCGUGCGUAUGCUGAAGAAAUGGUCUGUCCGAUGGGUUGAUAGGACAGGUACUUAUAGUUCUGUAAUUGUAUUGUAUCCAUGUGCGCCAAGCGUAGAAUGGAUGCGGAGUCUAGAACGAGCCACGAAGCCAGCUCGUUGGCGGCGGGAACUGAACCAUGGACGCGGGACGGCCGAGGCACGUCUGAAGUUUUCUCAACGCCUUCAACAAGUUCUGCCAUAA